Adineta ricciae is the source of this 1290-nucleotide messenger RNA. NCBI's taxonomy places the organism in Eukaryota, Metazoa, Rotifera, Eurotatoria, Adinetida, Adinetidae. The record is from the annotation of a GenBank genome assembly.
AUGGCAACUAGCACAUCGAUCGUUAAGUUUGGAGUGACCACAAAAGGCAUGCGUGUGGUUUUGUUCGAUAGAUACAUCUACACAUUGAACCAGAAUCGUGGGAAAGUGAAAUACUGGCGAUGCCAAGGUCGCACCUGCUCUGCUUUUGUUCAUACCGAUGGCAACGACAACUACAAAGCACAUUCGAGUACUCACAAGAGCCAUCUGCCAUCGCCUGAGCGAAUCGAACUUCUUGACUUUAAAAGAAAAGUCAAGGAACGAGUAAUCAAGGAGACAACGGCGAUUGCUCGUAUACACGAUCAAGAGCUUGCAGCGGCAAGGCUGAGUCAAACUCUGUUGAUGUUAGCUCCUUCUGCUGGCGACAGUCGUGAGUAUCUCCUUCUAAACUCUGUGUUUAUCUUUCAUUUGACUCAAUGCGUAGAGCCAUCUCUAUCUCGCCUUCGUCUACAAACAACACCAGCUCUUUCCACUUCGCGUGAUUUUGACAUUCCUGACAAAUACGGUGAAACUCUCGCCGGCAAACCGUUUCUUCUCAUCGAUACACUGAUCCGUGGCAAGAGAAUGUUGGCAUUCGCCAACGAAUUACAACUGGUCAUCCUAUUUAAUUUGAAACAUAUCUUUAUCGAUGGUACUUUUUCGAUCUGUCCACCAUUUUUCGACCAGGUCUUUACUAUUCAUGGCGUUCACCACGAAUAUGUUGUGCUCUGUGUCCUCGCUCUACUUCCUGGCCGAUCUGCUACCGUCUACAAACACCUAUUCCAGAUGCUUGACGAAAAUGAUCAUGAGGGACUUCGAGAGUGGCUUGAUCAAGACUGUGAAACAGCAUUCUAUAAAGAUGACGAAGAAGCUCGCUUUAUCUGUCAACAAUUAAUGGCACUCGCUCUUUUGCCAUUGAACAAAGUGGAGCCUGCAUUUCAAGCACUUGCCGAUAAUCAUCCUGAGCCGCUGGAUGAAUUGUUCGAGUACUUCGAAACUUUCUGGAUAGAAACCACAUCUAUCGAUUUAUGGAACGUGUUUGAUCUUAAAACGCGGACGAACAACAACGCUGAGGGCUGGCACAACAGAUUUUCUUAUCGCAUUGAUAAAAAACAUCCCAACAUCUGGCAUUUUAUUCGAGUUCUCCACGAAGAAGAGAUUCACUUCAAUCAACACGUUCAGCACGUGCGCAUGGAGAAAAAGAAGGUAUCGGUUCAAGAAGAAACAGAUCGAUCUCAUGGACAACCUUCAGGGUCUAUCGCUUCUUGUUGCGAAGAAAAAAAUAACUUCCACCAGAAGCAGCAUAAUUCUUGA